Molecule: messenger RNA, 2604 nt
Organism: Rotaria sordida
Lineage: Eukaryota; Metazoa; Rotifera; Eurotatoria; Philodinida; Philodinidae
Source: the annotation of a GenBank genome assembly
AUGUCAUUUCCACCGCAUAUGCCCAUCAUACCUCCUAUGCCAUUCUUCCCACCAGGUGCUCCAAUGAUGAUUCCACCUAAUAUGGCUACACCACCACCGGGAAUACCAACAGGAACCAAUGGUACUCAUAAACCAGCAGAAAAUGAAAAGAAAAAUCGUCCUCCAACACUUACAACAGUGUUUGUUGGUAGUAUUUCUGAACGAGCACCCGAUGCUAUGAUCAAACGAAUGCUUCAUAAUUGUGGUACUGUUGUCAAUUGGAAACGAGUACAAGGUGCCAAUGGUAAACUUCAAGCAUUUGGUUUUUGUGAAUAUGAAAAUCCUGAAGGUACACUUCGUUGUAUACGUUUACUUAAUGGUUGGCAAAUUCAAGAUAAAAAAUUAGUCGUUAAAGUCGAUGCUAAAACAAAAGCACUACUUGAUGAAUAUAAAAAAAAGAAACGACAUGAAUUAGCAAAAAAAGCAGCUAAAGAUACAACAGCUUUUAAAUUUAUUUAUGAAGAUGAUGAUGAAACAAAAACAUCGAACAGUAAAGAUAAGAAAUCCGGUGAAGAAGGUGAAAUUGAAGAAGAAGAUGAUGAUUAUAUUGAUAAUGAAACUCGUCGUGAAGAUUUAGCAAUAAAACAAUCACUUGAAACAAUUAUGCGUGAAUUUGCUCGAGAAAUGAAUCAACGUGCAUUAGAUGCAAAAGAAUUAUCAGUUCGUGAAGUACAAACAGGAAUAAAUCCAAUAUUAAAUAUGCCACCUUUACCUCAACCACCAAUUCCUUCAAAUACAACUGUUAAUCCUGUACAAGAUAUAUCAUCAUCAUCAUCAACAACAAAUUCAACUAGUCCAAUAACACGACCUAUUGAUCCAACUGCUGCUUCACUUAAUGAUGAAGAAGGAAAACGAAGUUUAAUAGCAAAUGAAAUUCAAAUAUUUCGUGAUCGUUUUAAAGAUGAAGAAACAAAAAUGCGUAAUACAGAAAAAGAACGCAAAGAUCGUUAUGAACGUGAACGUGCAUUACAACGUGAAAAAAUUGCAGCUGAAGAAGCAUCUGCUAAUAGAAAUAAUAAAUCUUCAUUAUCACCAUCUUCACGUAAUACAUCACCACCACCACCACCACCACCAUCAUCAUCAUCUCGUGAUCGUUCAUCACCAAAACAUGAUCGUAAUAGUUCAAAUCGACGUGAUCGUUUAUCACCUAAUGAUGAUCGUUAUCGUAAUUCAUCAUCAAGAAAUAAUACAAGUAAUUCUGUUCGUAGUCGUACAAGUGAUCGACGUAGUUCACCUGUACCACGUUAUGAUCGUCGUUCACCUGUUCCAUUAUCACGUUCAUAUAAUCGUCGUUCAAGAACAAAAUCACCAUUAUCAAAACCACAUUCAAAUGAUGAAGAUGAUGAUGAAGCUUAUGAAAGAAGACGACAAGAAAGAAGAUUACGUGAAAAAGAAUUUCGUUAUCGAGAACGAUUGAAAGCAUGGGAAAUACGUGAACGAAAAAAACAAAAUGAUUAUGAACUUGAAAAACGUCGUGAAUUAACUCGAUUACAUGAUGAAGAAAAAGAAGGCAAACGUUUAUUAGCAUUUCUUGAAGAUUAUAAUGAUGAAAAUGAUGAUCCGAAAUAUUACAAAGGUACAUCAUUAGCACGUCGUUUAAAAGAUCGUGAACAUGAAAUUGAAACUGAUAAUCGUGAUAGACGUCAUGAAAAAGAAGAAGUUGAAGAAUUACGUCAAAAAUUAUUACUUCAAGAUAAUAUUGAUGAUAUUGAAUUAGAAAUAAAACGACGUUUAGAAAAAGAAGAAGAAUUAAUACGUAAACGUUUAGCUGAUCUUACACGAACAACAAGUGAUGAAUCUACUGAUGAAUCAGAUAAUGAUGAUGAAUCAACAAAUAAUCGAAAAGAUAUUAUUAUUCCAUCAAUUGAACCAACUAAUACUAAUACUGAAAAUAUGGAUCAAUCACCACCAGCAAUACUUUUACCACAAAAUGAAAUCAAAAUUAGUCCUCGUCAAACAUCUGCACUUGGUGGUGCACCAAUAACUGGUACAAAAUUACCAUCAAAACGAAAAUUAGCUGUUAAUGAAGUUUUUCGUGAAGAUCAAGAUGAUGAUAGUACAAAUAAUUUUCAGAAAAAAUCAAAAUUAUCUGCAAUACUUGAUCAACAAACUACUCCAACUUCUCAUAAUUCAACAUAUAUUAAAGAUGAACCAAACAAUCGAAUGUCAUCAAGUAAACCAACACCUUUAACUCCAACAACAAAUGUUAAUCCUAUUCCAUCACAAGAAGAUAAACGUCAAGCUGUACGUAAAUUAAUUGAAAGUAUUCCAACAAAAAAAGAAGAUUUAUUUACUUUUCCACUUGAUUGGUCACUUCUUGAUUCCAAUCUAAUGGAAAAACGUAUUAAACCAUGGGUAACGAAAAAAAUUGUUGAAUAUAUUGGUGAAGAAGAAGUAACAUUAACAGAUUUUAUUUGUACAUCAAUAAUGUCAAAAAAAAGUGCUGAAACAAUCCUAUCUGAUAUACGUGUUGUACUUGAUGAUGAAGCUGAAGUAUUUGUUGUUAAAAUGUGGCGAUUACUUGUCUAUGAAAUUGAAGCUAAACGACAUGGUCUAAGCAAAUGA